GCACCAUGGAUCAUUGCGGGAUUCCAUAUUAAUUCGAAAACUUGGAAGUGGAUUCAAUAAUCUUGCUAUUAAUUCGAUUGAUUAUCACCCAGUAGCAAGAUUGCUGAUUGGUGGUGGAGAUAGUCAAAAUUUACUUUUAAAAGAAUUGGAAUAA
This is a messenger RNA of Racocetra fulgida, 154 nucleotides long. Lineage: Eukaryota; Fungi; Glomeromycota; Glomeromycetes; Diversisporales; Gigasporaceae. The record is from the annotation of a GenBank genome assembly.